This is a messenger RNA of Aspergillus thermomutatus, 900 nucleotides long. RefSeq lists its product as uncharacterized. The transcript has 2 exons. Bases 1 to 900 code for a protein of 299 amino acids. The record is from RefSeq and is a predicted model, not a curated record. Lineage: Eukaryota; Fungi; Ascomycota; Eurotiomycetes; Eurotiales; Aspergillaceae.
AUGGCGGCCAUCUCCAAGAUGUCAGAGGGAGGCAACGAACCUCAGGAAGAUCUCAUAACUGAGGAACUUGACCAGCCUGAGAGAGGACACGACCAGGAGGAACGUAACCAGGACCUCGGUGAGACUCAGAAUCUUUCCAAUCACCCCCGGUCUGCAGUUCCUCGCCAGCCCAUUUCUGCCGAAGAGUACGAGGCCUGGCGGAGACGUUCCCUCGAUCAUCAGCGCUCUGGAUUCAAUCUUUACUCGGUCACGGAACCGGACCCAGUUCGAGGACCCCCUCCGCCAUAUCCUUACGAGGAGGCAGCUGAGCCUAGUAUCAGAGCGCUCGCGCGUGAUCCGAACUUGAACGGAGAAACCUCUGGCAGGCACUUUCUGUAUCAUCAUCUUCGAACUCGGCGCAGAGUUCCACUUGUGAACGGCGUCCCACGUCUGACCGAACAUCAGGCUCGUGCCACUAGUGACGCCCGUGAUCCUCCCCCAUACUCUCGAUUUGAAAGCUCUGAACAGCAUCCGAGACGCUAUCAGCCAGGAGUAGUGCGGAGCCUUACAGGCAUCGAUCGUGACCUCGCUCGAUUCCCUCAAUUUACUCAAUUUAUGCGCGCUCAACGGCGUCUGGACCGCAAUCAGCCAAGUGCAAGUGCAAUACAGGAUCUUUCAGGAGACCCUGAGCUCCCCCCCUACUCUUCACCCGAGGACUUCGCACAACAGCUGAGAGGCAACCUGAGAGGCCGCCUGUCAGAGAGAGACUACCUGUGGAGAGCAUUCGUAACUGUUUACGAAGCAGCUGAGCACGAUCUGGAGGAGGGCCAGCCAGGACCCGUCCGAACUCUUCCUGAGCUGUACAGACUGUUCGAACUCCUCUUUGCCAUGCCCGCUCCGAGAGGCAACCCCAGACCCUGA